AUGGCUGCACAAAGCCCUGAACGUCAGCCCCCAUUGACAAUAAGUCCCGGGCUUCUUCAAUUACCUGCUGAGGUUUUGUUGUUGGUCUCAUCAUUUUUGCCAAAUCGAGAUCUCAAAUCCUUGCGCUUGGCAAGCAAACUACUAGGCGAGGCGACGCUACUGUCAUUCCCGUGCGUGUUUCUUUCAGCCAAUUCGCUGGAUAUCAAGGUUUUGCGCUCUGUAUCGAAUCAUCCAGUCUUCGGGAAGCAGGUCACCGAAAUUAUUUGGGACGACGCACGUUUUGUUUCGGCUCCAGUGUCCUGGGAGGAUUAUAAACCGUACAUCGAUCGCAGGGACUUGCAAAUCAACGACGAAGAAGGAUGUCCUAAGUGGUUCUUGCAGAAAUGUAAAAACAACAUCCCCAAUAUGAAACAGCGGAAAUCCCGCGACGUGGAUAGGCCCGACCAUAUGGCUCGCCAGCAGCAGGCGGAUGCACAGAUGCCUCUAAAGGACUGCUGA
Messenger RNA from Penicillium taxi, 498 nucleotides. RefSeq lists its product as uncharacterized. The coding region runs from base 1 to 498 and encodes 165 amino acids. Lineage: Eukaryota; Fungi; Ascomycota; Eurotiomycetes; Eurotiales; Aspergillaceae. The transcript has a single exon. Gene Ontology annotation, molecular function: protein binding. The record is from RefSeq and is a predicted model, not a curated record.